Messenger RNA from Physella acuta, 3287 nucleotides. RefSeq names its product zinc finger protein 883-like. The record is from RefSeq and is a predicted model, not a curated record. Gene Ontology annotation, molecular function: DNA-binding transcription activator activity, RNA polymerase II-specific; RNA polymerase II cis-regulatory region sequence-specific DNA binding. Lineage: Eukaryota; Metazoa; Mollusca; Gastropoda; Physidae. Gene Ontology annotation, cellular component: nucleus. Gene Ontology annotation, biological process: regulation of transcription by RNA polymerase II.
UACGGGCUAGACCCGUAAUAGAAAGUCUAAAUAUUUUAAAUAAGUUCAUAUCUAAGAAGCUAACCAGCAUGGAGGUGGAAACAGAUGUGUUAUCUGCAGUUUCAUCUACUGUAGAUAUACAGUCAAAUGAAUUAACAGAUUUUUCAUCUUCUGAAGAUUUGAAACCAUCUUCUGCUGGCAUCAAAACAGAAUUAUUGUCAUUUCUUAAUUUUCAGAAUAUAAAACCGGACAUGACAUUUAAAACUUCUCAAGAUGUUGAACCUAAUGUUAAUUCAGAAUUUUCUUCUUCUAAUGACAUAAAACCAGAUUUACCAUUUUUUAAUUUCCAGGAUAUACAACCUAACAUGUCAUUUAAAACUUCUCAAGAUGUUAAACCUGAUAUUACAUUUUCAAUUGAAAAAAUUAAUAAGAAACCUGCUGCAUUAGCAGAAUUUUUAACAUCUGAAAAUUUAAAACCAGAAUUAUCAGCUACUGAAAAUUUAAAACAAGAUUUCACAACAGAAUUAUUAGCAGAAUUUUCAACAUCUGAAAAUUUAAAACCAGAAUUAUCAGCUACUGAAAAUUUAAAACAAGAUUUCACAACAGAAUUAUUAGCAGAUUUUUCAACAUCUGAAAAUUUAAAACCAGAAUUAUCAGCUACUGAAAAUUUAAAACAAGAUUUCACAACAGAAUGUUUAUUUUUUGAGAAUAAACAAGAAAACGGACUUGAAGAAAAUCUACAAUUGUCUAGAGACAAUGAAAAUAAGAUUGUUUAUUAUCAUCAAAAGUUUUCUCAAAGUUCUAAAAGUAAUAUGCAUAAAAAUGUUCAUUCAGAAGAUAAGCCAUAUGAGUGUGAGGUUUGUCUUAAAAGGUUUUCUCAAAGUUCUAACUUAAGUAAACAUAAAAAGAUUCAUUUAGGAGAUAAGCCAUAUGAUUGUGACGUUUGUCAUAAAAACUUUGCAGAUAAGAAUGAGCUAUUACGACAUAAAAAAGUUCAUUCAGGAGAUAAAUCACAUGAAUGUGAUGUUUGUCAUAAAAAGUUUUCUCGAAGUUUUAAUUUAAGAACACAUAAAAAGAUUCAUUCAGGUGAUAAACCACAUGAAUGUGAUGUUUGUCAUAAAAGGUUUUCUCAAAGUUCUCAUUUAAGAGAACAUAAAAAAGUUCAUUCAGGAGAUAAGCCACAUGAAUGUGAUGUUUGUCAUAAAAGGUUUUCUCAAAGUGCUCAUUUAAGAGAACAUAAAAAAGUUCAUUCAGGAGAUAAGCCAUUUGAAUGUGAUGUUUGUCAUAAAAGGUUUUCUAAAAGUUCUCAUUUAAGAGAACAUAAAAUUGUUCAUUCUGGAGAUAAGCCAUAUGAAUGUGAUGUUUGUCAUAAAAAGUUUUCUCGAAGUUCUGUUUUAAGAACACAUAAAAAGAUUCAUUCAGGAGUAAGGGCACAUGAAUGUGAUGUUUGUCAUAAAAAGUUUUCUCGAAGUUUUAAUUUAAGAACACAUAAAAAGAUUCAUUCAGGAGUAAGGGCACAUGAAUGUGAUGUUUGUCAUAAAAACUUUGUGGAAAAGAAUCAUCUAUUACGACAUGAAAACGUUCAUUCAGGAGAUCAACCACAUAAAUGUGAUUUUUGCCAUAAAAGGUUUUCUCAAAGUUCUAAUUUUAGAGAACAUAAAAAAGUUUGUUCUGGAGAUAAGCCAUUUGAAUGUGAUGUUUGUCAUAAAAGGUUUUCUCAAAAUUUUAGCUUAAGUGAACAUAAAAAGAUUCAUUCAGGAGAUAAGCCACAUGAAUGUGAUGUUUGUCUUAAAAGAUAUCAAUAUAGUUCUGGUUUAAGUAAACAUAAAAAGAUUCAUUCAGGAGAUAAGCCAUAUGAAUGUGAUGUUUGUCAUAAAAGGUUUUCUCAAAGUUCUCAUUUAAGAGAACAUAAAAAAGUUCAUUCAGGAGAUAAGCCAUAUGAAUGUGAUGUUUGUCAUAAAAGGUUUUCUCAAAGUUCUCCUUUAAGAGAACAUAAAAAAGUUCAUUCAGGAGAUAAGCCAUAUGAAUGUGAUGUUUGUCAUAAAAAGUUUUCUCGAAGUUCUGUUUUAAGAAGACAUAAAAAGAUUCAUUCAGAUGAAAGGCCACAUGAAUCAUGAUGGAUGUGAUGUUUGUCCUAUAAGGUUUGCUUGGAAGUGUGAUUGAUUAAGACAUAAUUUUGUAGAUUUGAGAAAAAAAUUCAUAUGAAUUACUCAGAAUAGUUAUUUAGCUAAACAUAAACUUUUUUUCCCAUAAAAUUUUUUCGCAACAUUCUUAUUUAAGUGCACAUGAAAAAGUUCAUUCAGGAGACAAGCUACAUGAAUGUGGUAUUUGUCAUUAAAGAUUUUCUAGAAGUCGUAGUCUAAAUGAUGUUUUUCACAAAAGAUUUCUCAAAUAUCUAAUUUAAAUACUCUAAAAAAAUUCAUUCUAUAUGUAAGACAGAGGAAUGGGAUGUUGGUAAGGAAAUGUUUUCUUUUAAAGUUACUUUAUAUUGCCAAAGAAAUUCAUCAGGACUUAAAACCAAUUUAAUGUCAUUUUUUUACUUUCUCGUAUAUAUGAAAUAUAAAGUCUUGUAAUCGUGCAAAAAAAAAAUCCAGAUUUUUACAAAUCUCAACAUUUUACACCUCACUGAUACGGAAAAACAUAAUUUUGCAAUCUUGUCUGUGUGUUUGUGUGUAACCACUAUAACUUGAGUACCGUUACAGCUAGGUUAAUGAUAUUUUAAAUAUAAGUAUUUAAUCAAAAACGUAGAUCGAUAUCAACUUUUAAGCCAUUUCCGAUAACCGGAAGUGGUACUUAUUCUAUUUUGAAUUUUUCAAAAGCCUAUAACUUGAGUACUAUUUCAGAUAGAUAAAUGAAGUUUCACAUGUAAGUAAAAGAUCUAUAUCUCUACUUUCAGUCAAAUUUUGAGAAAUUUCUGUUUACCGGAAGUACUAAAAAACGCAUGUAAAUUAUACAGUACUAAUAAUAUUGUGCACUAUUAUAAACAUCUUCAUUCGGCGUUUGCUUGGUGCGCAAUUCUUUUUCCUAUGAGAUUUUAUUCUAUUUUUAAAAGUUUAAGUAUUUAAAAUGGAUUAAAUAAACUUUCUCGAAUAUUCUAAUAUAAAACUACGAGGGAUGGCAACUCAGGACAUAGACAAUUGGCCUAUUUGUAAUCCAUUUUUAAUUACUUAAACUUUUUAUAAUAGAAUAGAAUCUCGUAAAAACAAAGAAUUGCACACCAAGUGAAUGCCUAAUAAAAUUUGCAUAAUAGUGCGGGAUAUUAUUAGUACUUUAUAAAUUUAUAUACCUUUUUUGAGAAAUUGGAAAUA